Messenger RNA from Theobroma cacao (cacao), 2363 nucleotides. Its product is annotated as LEAF RUST 10 DISEASE-RESISTANCE LOCUS RECEPTOR-LIKE PROTEIN KINASE-like 2.2. Gene Ontology annotation, molecular function: protein kinase activity; polysaccharide binding; ATP binding. The record is from RefSeq and is a predicted model, not a curated record. Gene Ontology annotation, biological process: protein phosphorylation. Lineage: Eukaryota; Viridiplantae; Streptophyta; Magnoliopsida; Malvales; Malvaceae.
UUCUUCUUCCUUAUCUCCCUUCUGUUGUACUUAUAUUCCACACUCCUUUUCCCCUCAGCACUCAUUGUGUGAACUAGGAAAGUCACCACAAGCCUCCCCAGUCCAGGACCCUUUAACACGACAUUAGAAAAGGAGCAAGAGCGACCCCAACACAUGCCACACUUCCUCUCCCCUCCCAGAUCCCCCCUGCAUUAUUCAUCAACAAACCACCCAAAUUAAUUUUAGCAUGCCAAAACCAAAAGCACAACUUCCAUGGUUUGGCCUCAUGGCCGCCUUUGCUUUAUUUCUACUGCCGGAAGCUUGCAUCGCCGGAAGAAGAAACAAGGAUUGCGGUUUUACUCUGUGUGGAGACGUUAACAUCAGCUACCCUUUUCGAUUAACAAGCCAAACUCCCAAGUGUGGUGACCAUAGGUAUGAGUUGGAGUGUCAUAAUAAUAACCGCACCACUUUGGUCAUGAAACAUGGGAGAUUGUAUGUCCAAAACAUCUCUUAUGGAAAUCAUACCAUACAAGUUGUCGAUGCGAAUGUGGGCAGGGAUGAUUGCUCCCUUCCUCGCUUCAGUAAGUUUUAUGAUACAUGCAAGCUACCGUACAGAGCGUCGUACAGAGCGUCUUACCUUAUGAGCAUAAUAUCUCUUGUAAAUUGCACGACACCGAUGAAAUCUUCUCUGUAUGUUGAUGCCUCUCGUUGCCCCAAUCGCUCUUCCCAUCCACCUACCUACUUUUAUUUUUUAGAUGAAGGAACACUGCCAGUUGAUUUCAAUCAGUUUUGCACAAUCGAAGCACAGGUUCCAGUUGGGCUACAGAAUAUCAGCAACAUGUCUACUUUGGACAUCUACAAAAAACUGUUACUGGGCUUUGAGCUGUCAUGGGUGGACUUAGAUGAUUUCCUGUACUAUUGCACGGAGGAUAAACUUCAAGUGAUAUUGGUCUCGUUGCGAGAUGCAUUGUACACGUAUGUGAACAGCUUGGUAUAUUUCCCCUUCCAUAGCCAAGAUUAUUAUUAUUAUGAAAGAACGUAUAUUUUAUGUCUUGGAGUAACAGGAGGAGUCAUCUUAUUAAGAGCUUUGCCGGGAAUAUGUUGCUUGAUCGUAGUUGUUACGUACAAAUGGCGAAGAAAACAUUUAUCUGUGGAUGACACGAUUGAGGAAUUUCUUCAAAGUCAAAAUGAUUUAAUGCCGAUAAGGUAUUCUUAUCGUGAAAUAAAAAGAAUGACUAAAAAUUUUCGAGAUAAAUUAGGUGAAGGUGGUUAUGGUUCAGUGUUUAAAGGAAAGCUUCGUAGUGGCCAUUUUGUAGCAAUAAAGUUAUUGGGUAAGUCAAAAGCUGAUGGACAAGAUUUCAUUAAUGAAGUUGCUACAAUCGGGAGAAUUCAUCAUGUUAAUGUGGCAAAACUUAUUGGAUUUUGUGUGGAGGGAUCAAAACAAGCUCUUGUCUAUGACUUUAUGCCUAAUGGAUCUCUAGAUAAGAUCAUAUUUGCAGAAGAAAAUAAAACUACCUUGAGUUGGCAAAAAAUGUUUGAUAUUGCGCUUGGGGUGGCUCGAGGAAUUGAAUAUUUACAUCAAGGAUGUGACAUGCAAAUUCUACAUUUUGAUAUCAAGCCACACAAUAUUCUUUUAGAUGAGAACUUUAUCCCAAAAGUUUCAGAUUUCGGUCUUGCUAAACUCUAUUCUGUAGAUGAUAGCAUUGUAUCACUCACUGCAGCACGAGGCACAAUUGGAUAUAUUGCUCCUGAAUUGGUUUACAAAAACAUUGGAGGCAUCUCGUACAAAGCUGAUGUUUAUAGUUUUGGAAUGCUAUUAAUGGAAAUGGUGGGAAGAAGGAAGAAUUUGAAUCGAUUUGCUGAACAUUUAAGUCAAAAAUACUUCCCUUCAUGGAUUUAUGGCCGAUUUCAUCAAGGAGAGGACAUUGAGUUGGGAGAGGCUACAGAUGUUGAAAAGAUAAUUGUUAAGAAGAUGAUAAUAACAGCUUGUUGGUGUAUACAAGUGACACCUAAUAACCGUCCUUCAAUGAGCAAAGUCUUGCAGAUGCUUGAAACAGAUGUUAAGCUCCUUCAAAUGCCACCCAAACCUUUUCAACUUCCUUUCGAAAUAUCAAUUGAGGAUCAUGUUGAUGACAAUCCAAGUGAGGAUCCAACUUCAUCACUUCUUUCUUCGAAUGAAAUUAGCUUAAAUAUAGUCUAAGCUAUGAAACUUUUCAUUUUAUCACAUUACCUUUGUACUUUGAUAAUGAGAAAAAAUCAUAUCUCUCUAGAAUUUUAUAUUGUAAUUUCCAAACUUUGCUCUGUAUUUUUAGCUCUGUUUUUAUGGGUGUUUUUUUUCAUACCAUUUUGUGUUUUAUUUCAUAAUAUAUAUCCUUCAUUUUGCU